Messenger RNA from Closterium sp. Naga37s-1, 2694 nucleotides. Lineage: Eukaryota; Viridiplantae; Streptophyta; Zygnematophyceae; Desmidiales; Closteriaceae. The record is from the annotation of a GenBank genome assembly.
ACAGCACCCGUGCCAAUGGGGCGGCUAACAGGGGGAGGGCGGUACGUGAAGGGCGUAACUCUUGGCAAGGGAACGUUCGGAGUCGUGUUCAAGGCAUACGACACUCAUACGGGCAGGACAGUGGCGAUAAAGAAGAUUCAUCUGGGCGACUGCAAGGAGGGCGUGAACGUGACGGCUCUGAGGGAGAUCAAGCUGCUGCAGGAGCUGCACCACCCACACAUCAUUGAUCUCAUCGACAUCUACCCUCACAAGAGGAAUCUCAACCUCGUUCUUGAGUUCAUGGAGACGGACUUAGAAAACAUCAUCAAGGAUCGAUCGCUGCACCUGUCACCAGCAGACAUCAAGGCGUUCAUGGACAUGAAGCCCAACAACAUCCUCACAGCCCCCAACACGCCACCUCAGGACAUGAAGCCCAACAAUCUCCUCUUCGGCCCAACAGACCGUCUCAAGAUUGCUGAUGUAAACCUGCUUAUCCCUUCCCCUUUUCCUACGCAUUUAUACCCCACACCUUCCACCCUUUUCCACACCGUCCCAAUCCACCCCCGCAGGGACAUGAAGCCCAACAAUCUCCUCAUCGGCCCCACAGGGGAGCUCAAGAUCGCUGAUUUCGGCUUUGCUCGCCUCUUUGGCAGCCCCGACCGCAAGCUCACACACCAGGUGUUUGCGCUGUGGACUGGACACCUGAGCUGCCCCUUCUCCCCAACCCCUUCUCACCGCCCAACAGGGGAGCUCAAGAUAGCGGAUUUCGGCUUUGCUCGCCUCUUCGGCAGCCCCGACCGCAAGCUCACCCACCAGGUGUUUGCGCUGUGGUAUCGCGCCCCUGAGCUGCUGUUCGGCAGCAAGGCAUACGGGUCAGGCGUGGACGUGUGGGGCGCUGGCUGCGUGUUUGCAGAGCUGCUGCUGCGACGGCCAUUCUUACAGGGAUCGAGCGACAUCGACCAAUUGGGGAAGAUUUUCGCUGCCCUGGGCACGCCGCGGGAGGACCAAUGGCCGGACAUGCAGUGCCUGCCCGACUACGUGCAUUUCAACUUCUGCCCGGCGCCGCCCCUCAAGUCGCACUUCCCAAUGGCAGGCGAUGAUGCCCUCGACCUGCUCUCGCGCAUGCUCACGUUUGACCCCAACAAGAGAAUCACAGCCUCUCAGGCAUUGCAGCACCGACGAUGCUCUCUCGACCUGCUCUCGCGCAUGCUCACCUUCGACCCCAACAAGCGCAUCACUGCUGCGCAGGCCUUACAGCAUUGGUGUGCUGUCGUGGAUGUAAGGUGUGCUGUCGUGGAUGUAAGGUGUGCUGUCGUGGAUGUAAGUUUCCUUCUUUGUGCAAGCUCCAAGGCCCUGCCUCGCCCUCCCUCGCUUCCCAUCGCUGUCACUUACACUCCCCUCGUCUCUCCCAUGUCCCAUCCCCCUACUCCCACCAGCUACUUCCUGCUGGGUCCGCCAGCCACCAAGCCCAAGGACCUACCUCGCCCGCCUCCAAAGCCCUCUGCCAGCGACUUCCCUCCCGGCUCCAUCCCUGUCGGCCUGCCACCCAUCGCCUCCGAUGCAGCAGCAGCUGCUCUUGAUGCUGCCAACGGUGCUACUGCUGGUGAUGAUGCGAGACGGGAAGGGACGGCUGGUGGGGCAGGAGCAGCAGCAGGUGGUGCUAAUACAGGGCGUAGGCAUCUCCCCCCUUCAGUAGAGUCACCCCACUAUCCCCGCAACCUCUCACCUUCCACCAAGGCCGUUCGUAUCUCCUUCCAACCAGGAAUAGAAGAGAUCACCGUGCACCUGCCCGGGGCCGUGAGGGCGGAUCUCGUGAUUCCCAGCCUCGCCUCAUUUUUCAAGCAUGGCCUGCUCGGAUCGGGCCAGGCGCUUUCGGGAGACGUGCGCGAAGACACGAAUGUGAGAGCGAUCCGUUAUAAGAUGCGCACUCUCAUGGAGGUAAACGAUGAGUCGCCGCAUGCGGGGACUGUUCGCGAUAUGGCGGCGGACGCCAUGCUCUCCGCGCUGCAGGGGGAAGACGCGGAUGCUGACGUGGCAUCGGAGAAUACGAGGAGGAUGCUGAAGAGGGAGAAGGGAGAGAGGAAGGAUGAGGGGCAUGAUUGGAAGGAUGAGGGGAGGAGGGAUGAGGGGAAUAAGCGGAAGGAUGAGGAGAAUAAGAGGAAGGAUGAGGAGAAUAAGAGGAAGGAUGAGGAGAAUAAGAGGAAGGAUGAGGAGAAUAAGAGGAGGGAUGAGGAGAAUAAGCGGAAGGAUGAGGUGAAUAGGAGGAAGGUUGAGGAGAAUGGGAGGAAGGACGAGGAGAAUAUGAGGAAGGACGAGGAGAAUAGGAGGAAGGACGAGGAGAAUAAGAGGAAGGACGAGGAGAAUAAGAGGAAGGACGAGGAGAAUAAGAGGAAGGAUGAGGAGAAUAAGAGGAAGGAUGAGGAGAAUAAGAGGAAGGAUGAGGAGAAUAAGAGGAAGGAUGAGGAGGAGAAUAAGAGGAAGGACGAGGAGAAUAAGAGGAAGGACGAGGAGAAUAAGAGGAAGGACGAGGAGAAUAAGAGGAAGGACGAGGAGAAUAAGAGGAAGGACGAGGAGAAUAAGAGGAAGGACGAGGAGAAUAAAAGGAAGGACGAGGAGAAUAAGAGGAAGGACGAGGAGAAUAAGAGGAAGGACGAGGAGAAUAAGAGGAAGGAUGAGGAGAAUAAGAGGAAGGAUGAGGAGAAUAAGAGGAACUAG